Molecule: messenger RNA, 5632 nt
Organism: Paramormyrops kingsleyae
Lineage: Eukaryota; Metazoa; Chordata; Actinopteri; Osteoglossiformes; Mormyridae
Product: RNA binding protein fox-1 homolog 2-like
Biological process (GO): nervous system development; regulation of alternative mRNA splicing, via spliceosome
Cellular component (GO): nucleus; cytoplasm
Molecular function (GO): mRNA binding
Source: RefSeq, a predicted model, not a curated record
UAGGCGCACGGUAGGGACGGAGUCGUUUUCCUAGCAGCCAGCGCACACGCCGCAAGAAUACCCGGAGCGGAUUGGGAAAGGACAAGACGGGCCGCAAGAAAGAAAGGAAGGAGGAGGUCGCAUAAGACCGAAUGGUUUGUUUAUGUCGGGAUAGGUUUUUGUACGGAAGAAGAAAGGAAUCCUAUCAAGUAGCAGGAUUGGAGUGGCGUUCAUAGACAGAGAAAUAUCCACAUCGAGUUAGCGGAAUGUGCAAUUAAGAAGAACCGAUCUGGACUUAUUUAAGACUGUCCUGUGGAUUUAAAAAAUGUGUUUGAAAGGAUACUUCCAGUAACACGACGAAUGAUGGCAAUUUGUGCAUAAUCGCACGCUGGUUUUAUAGCGAUGGUCUUUUUUUUCUUGUGCCCGGUAGUAAGUAAUUAGCUGUGAGUGUAUAGAAAGAUUUAAUGAAGGAUAGAGAAAUGUUCUCGCAAAUGUGUUUUGCAGCUGCCUUUUCGAAGACAACGAAAUAGUUUACGUUUUUACAUAAUCUGCAAAAUAACUUCCUAUAGGCUACUUUAUAUAUAGUGAAAUAUGCAAUACAGUAGGCUGUAUUACCCGAUGUAGUAAGUAUAUUAUACGUUUUUACCCCCGCAAAUUUAUGAAGUUUUUUUUCGCCUGAAUUCAAUAAGGCCCAUACUGAUCAUUAACAUAACGUCGGCCUAUGUUUGUAUUUUAAAUUCGAUUCUGGUGUCACAAUAUUCUGAUGCCUUGUUAUCUUUUAGGGUCAUGUAUUUUUGCGUCGCUAGCCGGCCUGUCGCUGCACAUUUUGUUUAAUCACGCAAACACAGCCAUAAGAAAUCACGCACAUUGCUGAUCGAUACAUUGCAAGUUUUCCUGGAAUUUAUAUUUUUCCGUUUCCACGACUUGGAAUUACGGCUUUCGUGGUGUUAAAUAUUUUUCAUUAUUCCAUUUUUGUCGAGUAAAGGGAAGGCUACUUGUACUGAGAUUAGAUAGCGUUCCGCACAUUCAAAGCAGGACUUCCAUACAAAGGGGCAAGGAGGCAACGGGAAAGGUAGAGAAUAUACAUAUCUGGAGGACACUAUCGUUCAAUGUUAAUGUCGACCGACGUCGCAUCAAUUCUUUUACCUGUAUCCCGGGGAAUAAUGGACCGGGAAAGGGAUGUUGACAAUGCAGCCGGAGGUCACGCAGACCCGGCCGGAGGAUCAGCAUCUGUAAGAGGUAUGAAAAGAGGGGAUCCGGAGCCUGACGGACAAACGACCGCAGUAUCUCUGCCCGAACUGGCCGGGGCUGAAUGCAAGCGACCAAGGAUAGACGGGUCGGGGACUGUCGCUGAGAUCGGACAGAACAAUGACCCCUUGACUCCUGGUUUCCAUGGAUACCCACCUCACAGUCAGGGUUCUCAAGAAUUGGCGGGGGGUCAGGAGGGAUUGCUGCCUCCACCCUUUUCCGCAUUCCCACCCCCAUCUCAGAAUGGCCUGGGGGCUGAAUACGGAAGCGGCCUGUUUGGAUCGACGGGGCAGGCCCCCUCAGAGGCCGGGGCAAAUGGCUCAGCAGCUGCCCCUAAUACGCUCAGCACCCCACAGGCAGAUGGAGCAGCACCUGCUGAGGGAGUGGGUCACUGCUCGGGUGGCAGCAGUGGCGCGUUGGGGGCCGAUGCUUUGGAGGGCAAAUGCACCCCCAAACGACUGCACGUCUCCAACAUCCCCUUCCGCUUCAGAGACCCGGACCUCAGGCAAAUGUUUGGGCAAUUUGGGAAGAUUCUUGAUGUCGAGAUCAUCUUCAAUGAAAGGGGGUCAAAGGGUUUUGGCUUCGUGACGUUCGAGAGCAGCGGCGAUGCGGAAAAGGCGAGGGAGAGGCUUCACGGUACUCUUGUCGAGGGACGCAAGAUCGAGGUGAACAACGCCACAGCCAGGGUGAUGACCAACAAGAAGAUGGUCAGCCCGUACCCUAACGGAGAGGCGCUCACCUCCUUGCCUUAUGCCGCAGGAUGGAAGUUGAGCCCCAUGGUGGGUGCUGUUUAUGGGCCAGAGCUCUACGCAGUUCCUGGCUUCCCUUACCCUGCAGCGGCAGCGGCGGCGGCGUCUACGGCGGCGGCGGCCUUCCGGGGGGCACACCUGCGAGGGCGGGGCCGUCCCGUCUACAGCGCCGUGCGGGCCGCCGUCCCCCAGCCUGCCAUACCGACCUACCCCGGUGUGGUGUAUCAAGAUGGGUUUUAUGGCGCUGCAGACAUAUACGGAGGGUACGCCGCAUAUCGCUACGCGCAGCCGGCUGCUGUAACUGGGGCGACGGCCGCUGCAGCUGCCGCGGCUGCCUACAGUGACAGCUACGGCCGGGUGUACGCUGCAGACCCGUACCAUGCCCUGGCCCCAGCCGCCGCUGCCGCCUACGGCGUGGGAGCCAUGGCCAGUCUGUACCGGGGUGGAUACAGCAGAUUUGCGCCAUACUAAACGGCUUCCAUUUCCACGGACCCCUCUCGCCCCCCUCCCUCGCCCACUCCCCGACCCUGACUUCAUACACUUCAUUUGGAAACCUGCGUUCCACAGACAUGGUAACGAUGACCGCCCAUCAGUCAGCUGACACCCUGUCACCUUGGCUUCACGGCAGCCAAUGAGAGCUCGGCCCCAAAUGCAUUCAAAGGCAACGGCGAUUUAAACGGCAAAGCCGUCACCACAGCUGAACAGAGGAGGAGCAGCCCGUCCGCGUGGAACAGCGUGGGGCUGAAUGAGAGGCGUGCGGCGGCCUAACAUCGCCCCCGGAGCAGACAGCUGCGGUUUCACCCUAACCCUCUGACCCGGCCGAAGAAUCACACCCACCGACAGUACAGAGAAAAACAGGCCCCCAUCCCACAGACACACAAAGGCGUGGAGAAACUAAUUUUUUGUUUUUUCUUUUUAACUGUGGACCACAGAGGGAUGGUGGAAGCUUCAAGCUCACUACAAAGUGUUAAGAUCCAUGAUGUUGAGGUCGCGACACCCGGGACCCAAGUGGAAACAAACUGCAACGUGGAAGGAGGACGAUGAGAGAGAGGGAGGCGGGGGGGGAGAGAGAGAGAGAGAGAGAGAGAGAGAGAGAGAGAGAUAUCCAGCCCCCAGACAUAAAAUGACAUCACCACUGAUGCAACACUAGUGUGUGUGUGUGUGUGUGUGUGUGUGUGUGUGUGUGUGUGUGUCCCUGUCCGUCCGUCCACUGCCGUUUCUUUAAGGAGUAACUCUAAGACUCUCCGGGUCUGCGCUGACUGCAGGGAGCGGAGGAGAGAUCAGCUCUGCCUGCGUUUCACUACCAGCCGGGUGUGUCAAAGGUCCUGCUCCUCGUGUUAAUUUUUUUUGUUUUAAAUCCUCAUUACCUCAGUAAUGUGUUUUUUGUCUCUGGAAUAUGUCACAAAAAACAGAACUACAGUACUAAUAAUAAUGUACAAAUGUGUAAAUGGGAUUGCUUGACAGCCUAGAAUUGAUUAUUAUGAUUAUUAUUAUUAUUGUACUAUAGAGUUAAUGGUCUCUGAUCAUGAUUAUCGUUUAUCAUUGCUGGUUGAGUAUUUACUGUUAACUACCAUUUAAUUGCAUCCACAGAAGCAUCUGACCUACAUUUUUACACACAUGCUGUUUGAUUUUAUUUCUUGACUAGGCUCCUUAGGAAAGGAGAGAAGGGGUUGAAAAUGGGGGGGGGGGGAGAUUGUGCUGUCAUCAGUAGUAUGGCCCCCCCAGCUCCGGCUGGCUUUGGGUGACUGAAUGAGCGCAUUGAAGAUAACCACAGGUAGUCAGAACUGGCUUGAAGUCAUUAUGGAUAAUAAACUCAGGGUUUUUUGGGGGGUGGGGGGUGGGCUGGUGUUUGAGUAUGUUACUGAGUGACACUAAGCCAGUGUCCCUUCUCUCAGCAGUGGAGCAGGUCCCAUACAUAAAGUUUAAGAUCACCUUCUGCUUUCUGGAUGAUGCAGUGCGAUAUGUAUGGAGGUCACUGCAUUCUGCUUACAGUGCUGUGGGAAAGGCAGCCAUAGACAGACAUGUAUAAAUAGCUUUUGUCAUAGUGCUGUUCUGUAUAACCUCAUAUAUUCAGAAUAUGGUAUCUUUUAAUUCCUUUGAUUCCAAAGAUUCCCUCUGGAAGCACAUUUUGGUCGUAUUUCAUAUGAUUGCUGUUCUUUUAGCUGUUCUAUUUACGUAUAGCUUAAAAUGAUCCUUUUUUUUUUUUUUUUUAAGAAAAAAGUGAGAUCCGCCCGUUUUAUGUAUUAUGUACUGAAAUGGGUAAUUCAGAUACCAGUUUUUAAAAACCAUGCUUUUCCGAUACCGAACGGUUGGGUUCUUAGCGACCGUGACAACUUCUAGCGGUCAUUUAUUUAUACCUGCAGCGCAAUGCGUUUUACGACGCGAUGAUUAAACGGUUUUAAACACUAGAAUGCAAGUUGCUUGAUUUUUGAAAACGGAAGAAAAUGUGUUCCGACUUGAAGUUGGUGCAUGUAUGUAUGUUUGACUAGGAAAUGGUUAUAUAUGGCAUGAGAUUGUGACGGAAAGACAGCAGGGAAUGGAUGGGCGGUAAUUCGUAAGUAAAAAAUGUUGGCAUUGGAACGGAAGCGAUUGUUGUAAGUCCUUUCACAGUUUAAUAUAUUUACGUAGGUAUGUGGGGGUUUUAAAUAGAUUUAGCGGCCUCUUCAGGGGAGAUGGUGUUUUGUGAAACGAUGUUGGGACUGAGCCAUAUUUCAAGGAGUCGCUUGGAGACACGUUUUAUUUUUUCGAGUUGAAUAUAAGUUCGUCUUUUUUUAACUGGUGGAGUGGGAGGUUUUAACAGGUGCGUGUUAAGACACAUGACUGAACAAGGAUGAACACUAGUGCGGAGUUUUUGCGCGGUGGUGUUUUUUUUAUAGGUAUUCAUAGGGGCCUGAUACUGCGCGCCGGGCUGAGAGCCGCUUGCGGGCGGCGGCGUGAUGGAGCGUCUUCCUCCGGCUCCUCCAGCAGCUCCAUCCCCCUACCGGAUGGAUAUGUCAUAAAUGAAGAUCAGUCGGCGGUUAUCAGCUGUCAUUUUUACAUGUGGUCAUGACGAUUUUGUGUAAUUUUACCGCAACGCUUUUCCUUUUUCGUUAAUACGAAAUUAUGAAGGCGGUUUAAAUAUUACCUUGUGUUAAAGUAAUUUCGAGAGCUGCAGUUUCAUUUUUAAUGUGAUGCGGGGGAGGGGGGCGUGCCUGUUAAGCCUUUGAAUAGUGUGUCAGUGUUAAAUAUCAUCUGGACACCAAAUAUCCAGCGCUGAAACCGGAUCCAAGCACCUGGCCGUGUGUGACAGCGGAUAAGUGCACAGCACCCGUCCGUCCCCGUCCCCCCCGGACAGUUCGGAUCGCACCGAUUAGGGAUGAUAUUGUGCGGAAGCGCUCAAGGGGCGGUACUACCACCCCCAUCCAGAGCAACCCAGACCUGCGGGGGUCCGUCCUGUUUGGCCGGGCGUUUAGGGGUCUGCGAUGACCCCGGUAACACUCACGUACUUUUGUUGAACAGUUUGUCAUUGCUCCGGCCUGUCCCAUGGAUUUGCAAUGAAACUGACAGUGUAUUUUUAUUAUAAUAAUUAUUAUUCUCCUUAUUCCCAUUCGCCAUGUAUGCUUUGUUUUCUGUGUUUAUUGAAUGUGUAUAUAUAUAAACAGUUUGUUUGGUUUUUA